Molecule: messenger RNA, 1376 nt
Organism: Danaus plexippus (monarch butterfly)
Lineage: Eukaryota; Metazoa; Arthropoda; Insecta; Lepidoptera; Nymphalidae
Exons: 2
Coding region: 149-1237 (362 amino acids)
Cellular component (GO): extracellular region
Source: RefSeq, a predicted model, not a curated record
AAUAGAUUUCGUGAUAACACUGCUAAAUCACAUUAUGGCAGCAUUUGUAUUCAGACAUAAGGAUAAGUAGGGCACAUUGGGAUCUAAGUGAGAGAAAACAGGACGUGGCCAGUUCCUUGCGUUUUUUAUUGGAUAUCAUUGCAGCGAAAUGAGUAAAUUGUUUCGAUCCAAAUCCAAUGAUUUUGAAAUUGAAACUUUAGAGGCACACAACGAAUACAGAAAGGAACAUGGUACUCCACCUCUAGUUUUAAGCAAAGAUAUUAGUAAAAUAAGUCAAAAAUGGGCUGAAGAAUUAGCGAAAAAUGACACUUUAGCAUACAGUAUUAAUGAUACGUAUGGUGAAAGUGUUUACUGUGGUUGGUCCCCAGAUCCAAGUGUAAAAAUACGAGCGAAGGAUUGGGUUGAUAGGUGGUAUAAUGAAAUUAAUGAUUAUUCCUUUGGCAAAGAACCAGAGGUACUUACGUGUGGUCACUUCACACAAAUUAUCUGGAAAAAUACAAGAGAAAUCGGUGUAGGAUGUGCUAAGAGCAAAUCUGGAAAGUUAUACGUUGUAACUAAUUAUUAUCCACCAGGAAAUUUUAGUGGCCAGUUCGUAAAAAAUGUUCCACCGCCGGGCGCAUUGCAGUUUAAGUCGACUUCAAGUUUCAGUUCAAUGGAUUCGAAUUGUGAAUCAAAUAAUAAUUUACCACCCCCUUCGCCAAAUAAGAGAAACAGCAAAAAUAUAAGCGACCUCGCCAAUGAUAUAGUUACUAUAUUCCGAUCCACUUCAAUUAUUGACAAAAAUUAUAUCGUCAAAUUUGAAGCAGAGUUUUUAAAGGCUCAUAAUGAAUAUAGAAGCAAACACAGAGUACCACCUCUUGAAAUAAAUAAGAAAAUGUGCAAGUAUGCUGAGGAAUGGGCGAAAUCUAUAUCCAAAAUAGGAAGAGUAGAACAUAGAGAUCAAAAUGAAUAUGGUGAAAAUAUUUUCUACGCUUGGUCCACAGAUCCAAACUUCACAUUAUCCGGCAAAGACCCUGUUGAUAAAUGGUACAGUGAAAUACAAAAUCACAGCUUUGGUAAAGAACCUGAUAAUUUAGGUUCCGGACAUUUCUCUCAGGUCGUGUGGGAGGACACUAAAGAGCUUGGAGUGGGUGUUGCAAAAACAAAAGAGGGCCAAAUAUACGUGGUAGCUUAUUACUACCCACCAGGCAAUGUCAUGGGAAGUUUUGCAACUAAAGUUCGUCCUCCAAUAGAUUAAAUGAUAAUCAUGAAUAAAUGUAUACAUUGAAAAUACCAAAGAAAUACGACAUUUUUAUAAUCAAUAUUUAAUAUUUAAUAUUUGCAUGUGUUGUAAACUAUGAGAGACGCAAAUUUUUUUUUUUUUUUUUUAUAUUGGA